UGAGUCUUGAUUAAUUCACCAGACAUGGCCAUGACUCCCUGUUUCCUUGCUUUAGCCAUUUUCAUUGUUCUUUUUGUUCAAACCAUGUCAGCUGGUAUUGACCCAAAUUGGUAUGCUGCUCAUGCAACCUUCUAUGGAGACAUGAGUGGUAAAGAAACCAUGCAGGGUGCUUGUGGUUAUGGUGAUCUUUUCAAACAAGGGUAUGGGCUUAAUACCGCAGCACUAAGCACAGCACUAUUCAACCAUGGACUUACUUGUGGUGCAUGUUUUGAGAUCAUGUGUGUCAACUCCCCCUUUUGCAUAAAGAACGCAGGCACAAUCAAAAUUACAGCAACAAAUUUUUGUCCUCCCAAUUAUACCAAGAAAGUUGACAUUUGGUGCAACCCGCCACAAAAACACUUUGACUUAACCAUGAAAAUGUUCACCACAAUUGCUGCAUACCGUGCUGGGGUUGUCCCUGUUCAAUAUCGCCGUGUUCCAUGCAACAAAAUUGGGGGUGUCAAGUUUGAGCUUAAUGGGAACCCUAAUUUUUUGCUUGUGUUGGUGUACAACGUUGCAAAUGCUGGAGAUGUUUCUAGCAUGAGUGUCAAAGGAUCCGGAACAGGAUGGCUUCCAAUGUCACACAAUUGGGGACAAAAUUGGAAUGUCGGAACUAAUGUGGCAGGACAAGCCUUGUCAUUUAGGGUUACUACUAGUGAUGGUAAAACCUUGUACUUUAUGAAUGUUGUCCAUCCUCGAUGGCUAUUUGGACAGACGUACCAGUCCAACUUAAAUUUUUAG
Messenger RNA from Lotus japonicus, 780 nucleotides. Its product is annotated as expansin-A23-like. The transcript has 2 exons. Lineage: Eukaryota; Viridiplantae; Streptophyta; Magnoliopsida; Fabales; Fabaceae. Gene Ontology annotation, biological process: plant-type cell wall organization. The coding region runs from base 25 to 780 and encodes 251 amino acids. Gene Ontology annotation, cellular component: extracellular region. The record is from RefSeq and is a predicted model, not a curated record.